Cavenderia fasciculata is the source of this 225-nucleotide messenger RNA. RefSeq lists its product as uncharacterized. The transcript is spliced from 2 exons. The record is from RefSeq and is a predicted model, not a curated record. Bases 1 to 225 code for a protein of 74 amino acids. Lineage: Eukaryota; Evosea; Eumycetozoa; Acytosteliales; Cavenderiaceae.
AUGAUCUUUAAAAACCUAUCUAAAUUAUCACCAAUUUCCAAUCACGGAGCCAAUCAAAAUGUAACAGUCCAAAGUUAUUCAGAUGUAUCAAGUGAUUAUGUUAAUUCAAUUGCUUGCAGACGUCGUCGUGGAUGUUGUGGUGCCAACAACAUUGAUAUCGAUAUCGAUAUUGAUAUUUGUAUCGACAAUGGUUUUGGUGGUCGUCGUGGUGCUCAAUGGUGGUAA